Molecule: messenger RNA, 1873 nt
Organism: Didymella exigua CBS 183.55
Lineage: Eukaryota; Fungi; Ascomycota; Dothideomycetes; Pleosporales; Didymellaceae
Product: cytochrome P450
Exons: 5
Coding region: 93-1655 (520 amino acids)
Molecular function (GO): monooxygenase activity; heme binding; iron ion binding
Source: RefSeq, a predicted model, not a curated record
GCGCAUUGUGUUCACUCAUAUAUCUGUAGGCACUAGUAAGUCGUACAUGGCUGCGUUUCCAGGCUUCCGUGAGGUUUGCGUAUGUAUCAGCAAUGAUUGAAUACCUCCUGGCUCAGCUUUCACCCAUUUCCAUCGUUGCGCUUAGUGUCGUUGCGCUGAUCGCUCGGCUAUUGUAUAACAGAUACGGGACCGGGCUGAACCACGUACCGGGGCCAUUACUUGCAACCCUCACAGACUUCUAUCGUCUUACUGUGGUAAGGGGCUACCGACCGGAGCGUUGGCACAUCAAGUUGCAUGAGCAAUAUGGCGAUUAUGUGCGGAUCGGACCUCGAACGAUACUUUGCUCGAGCAACAAGGCGGCGAAGAAGAUCUACGCGCUCAAUGCUGGGUUUGUGAAGUCCGACUUCUAUACUGUGCAGCAGACGUUGGCGAAGGGAGUUCCCCUGAAAACCUUGUUCACUUCGACUGACGAGGCGUUCCACUCGAAGCUGCGACGCUCUGUUAGCAACGCCUAUGCAAUGACAUCCUUGGUCCAGUUCGAACCUUUGGUCGACUCCACAACGGCUGAGUUCCUGAAACAGCUGAAGCAGCGGUACGCCGACAAAGACGAUGAGUCUGGGACUGUCGAUCUGGGCGCAUGGCUUCAGUACUACGCAUUUGAUGUCAUCUGCGAGUUGACUUACUCCAAGCGAAUGGGCUUCUUAGAUCGGGGGCAAGAUGUCGAAAACAUCAUAUCGAGUCUCGAGUGGCUCUUGAGUUAUGCUGCAGUGAUUGGCCAGGUCCCGAUCCUUGAUCGACUGUUUCUGAAGAAUCCCGUUCGUCGAUGGCUGAGUGCUCGAGGCUUCAUACCAAGUACACCAGUCGCUGUUUUCGCUAGCAGACGAAUCGAGGAAAGUAAAGUGAAAGGAUCUGAAAAGGAAGUAGUCGUCGGGACGCAGUCACGUCGCGACUUUCUCUCCAGAUUCCGGGAAGCGCACCGGAAAGAUCCAGAGUUCAUGAGCGAAGAGCGUGUACUUGCGCUCACUGUAGCGAACAUGUUUGCUGGCUCUGACACGACCGCCAUCUCGCUCCGAGCGAUCUUCUAUAACCUGAUUCGAAACCCAGAUAAGCUUGCUAAGCUGUGCGCAGAAUUUGAAGAGCUUGAAGCAACCGGAACAUUCGAGCGCGGGAACCCACUAGUGGCGUGGAGCGAUGUGCGAGAGCUGCCGUAUCUAGGCGCUGUCAUCAAUGAAUCGCUGAGAACACACCCUGCUGCAGGUCUGCCCUUGGAAAGGCUAGUGCCUGCCGGAGGUGUUCAACUUAGCGAUGUCUUCGUGCCAGGUGGUACCAACAUCGGCUGCAGCGCAUGGACUUUGCACCUCGACAAGGACCUCUGGGGUCAAGAUGCGGACAAGUGGAGACCGGAGAGAUGGCUCGAAGCCAGUGAGGCAAAGAAGGCCGAGAUGAAGAACAGCAUGUUCGCCUUUGGAGCCGGUUCGCGCACAUGUAUUGGAAAGAAUGUCAGCUAUCUGGAGAUGUACAAGCUGGUUCCUGCGGUGUUGCGCAGCUUUGAUAUCAAAUUAGCGUUCCCAGACAAGGAAUGGACGCUUCAUAACGCCUGGUUUGUCAAGCAAAGCGAUUUCUACGUAAAGCUUCGUUCGAAAGGUCGAUUAUAAGUGGUGCGGGUGAGGAGGAGAUUGGUAUAGAGAGGGCACGCGACGCGUCAACUGCAAGGGACCCACUUCGUCCAUUCCCCUGACCGUGCAGCGCUGGGAACAGGAGCCAUGCGCUCAAUUGCAGCCCAGUGUCCUUCAAACCACCUCCAUAUGUGUAUUCGGUAGCACCUCUAAGAUUGCAGCAGUAAUUCAAUUAAACUUGCGAUUGCGUACAUGAC